AUGCCUCCGCCCACCAAAAAGGUUGUAUCAUUUUGCACACACACCAUCCAUUCCGCAGUAACAGCCUCAGCAGCCCGAGCAGCCUCAGCGUCCCCACAGCCUGUGAGUGGCCAGGCCAGCGAAUCAGCCGGGCAACCCAUUCAGAUUCAGUCAACCAGUCCAGGAGACGAAGGCCCACACAGCCAGCCGCCAGGAGUGAGGAAAACUAAAAAAAUAAAUAAAAAGAACCCUAUUCGAGAUCCAACCGGACCGCGCAAACAGCGAAGCAUUCCUCCUCAUUACCCUUCUCACUCUCCGUGUCGUCUGUUUCUACAACACCGGGAAAACAUCGUCAGAGCGAAUAUCCACAACCAUCUACCAUCCGCCGACUUUCGUUCCCGAACUACAGAGGGGUCACGUUAAUCCGAUCAACCGACCAACCCCCUCCACCCCGCAGCUCAACGGUCGUUAUGGCGAGUCGGUAAAUUCAUCUUUCACAACAUCGUCUCUGGAUGCACAUUCCAGAGAACUUGUCCUUUCUCACCGGGAAGGGAGUAGACGACGACAACGACAACGGAGAUCACCACAAACACAACCGUUACCCCAACAAAAAGAAAAAACUCGAGUCAAUCGGUUAGUUGUCUGCGUCAACCACAACAACGGCAACUUCCUACACCACGAACGAACCACGCGGAGGGUAGAUAAUUGCCGUCGGUCGGUCACCGGGUGGGGGAAGUGGUGGGAUAUUGAACCGGCAAUCUGGGGAUUU
This is a messenger RNA of Tuber melanosporum (Perigord truffle), 748 nucleotides long. RefSeq lists its product as uncharacterized. The coding region runs from base 1 to 402 and encodes 133 amino acids. Lineage: Eukaryota; Fungi; Ascomycota; Pezizomycetes; Pezizales; Tuberaceae. The record is from RefSeq and is a predicted model, not a curated record. The transcript has a single exon.